CUUCCUCUUCCCCCCUUUCUUUUUCUUUUUUCUUUCUAAAUAUAAACAAGUUACUUUUUAUAUAAUGGUACUUGGUGUUAGUAAUCCUUUUAGGUCAAAAUGGAAACAAAAGUCGACAACUAUUGAAAUGAAGGACGAAAGCAGUACAGCUGAUUCCAAAAGAACCUCGGCUAAAAAAAGUAAAGAUAAGACUGCACCGUUUAAUUCGGAUAGUCUGUUGAAUGGAAUUGGUGAUUAUAUAUUUCAAUCCUCUUUGGGUGAUGGAAAAUUUAGUAAAGUCAUCUUGGCCAAACAUUAUCUUUCAGGAGAAUUAGUGGCAAUCAAGAUGAUUAAUAAAAGGGCUCAUGAAUAUCGUGUUAUGUCAAGGCUUGUCCGAGAAAUAUCAUUAAUGGAGAUUUUGGAUCAUGAAAACAUUGUUCAUCUAAAAGAGACGAUUGAGACAGCCGAUGCACUCUAUCUCGUUAUGGAGUAUGUCAAGGGGCACAACUUGGAAGAAUAUCUAAAGUCAUUAAAUAAAAGUUAUUUGCCUGAACAUGAAGCAAGACUUAUCUUUCGUCAGCUGGUAAAGGCGGUAGAUCAUUGUCAUUCAAAGUGGGUGGUACAUCGAGAUUUAAAGGCACCAAACAUAUUGCUAACACCUGAACAUCAAGUAAAAUUAGCUGACUUUGGUUUAGGAAAUAGAUUUGGUUUACAUCGUCUAAAUACAAUCUGUGGCUCUAUGCUCUAUUACAGUCCUGAAAUCAUCAGUGCAAGAGCUUAUGUUGGCCCUGAAGUCGAUUGUUGGUGUCUUGGCAUCAUCUUGUUUAGAAUGACUGCAGGCUAUGAACCAUUUGCCCAUGCCAAAACUGUUUCUGAACUCAAGAAAUAUGUCAUUGGCAGACAUUAUAAAAUACCCACUCACCUGAGUCCUGCGUUACAGGACACUAUCCAAAAAUGUCUAUCCGUUGAAAAGUACGAAAGAUUAUGUUUACGUUCGUGCCUUAGUGGCGAUCCUUGGCUGAACAACUACGGUGAAUUAGAAGACGUAUUUAGUGAGCGUAUCCAAAGUCCUUUUUAUCAUGCCAUUGAAGCGACUGAAGCCUACGCUGCAUCGGGUCGAGCUGAUGAUAAGGCAAAACUACAGAUCGCUUCAAAAAACACAAAGAUGGUCUGUAAGCGUGAUCUGGAGGAAGAGAAAAGAAGAGGAAAUAAAGUUCCCAAGACGAUCAUCUAUCACAUUACUAAUCCUUCGACCUACUUUACUGGACAAGCACCACACUCAUCCAAGAUGCCUAUCGACUUGGACGCACAAUCUGUCGUUCGUUCAGAGUUACAUCAGAACAUUAUGGUUUCACUAAAACAAAUCAAGCUACAAUCUAUACACCAAUUGACGGAAUUAAAAUCCCCUAUUAGCCAUCUAUUUCGCAAAUUUAAACGAGCCGAUAUCGUGAUUGAUCAGCAUACCGAGCCAAAACAGAUUAGGAAGGCAGCAUCUGCACUCAGCCUGUCGCAGAUCUAUCAACGCGUUACCAAAGACCAUAUUAGCUACUAUACCCUACAGUGCAAAGUUAGAAGCGGAUCUUCAACUACAGUCGUAUCAGGUUAUUCUACGACAUCUUCCACACUAACUGCUGUCGAACGAAGACCCAGACGACUCUCUCACCGUGUGUCAGUCACAUUUAAUGCACAACAGCAGCCCCAAGCACAGUCAAAGGAUGAGGAGCAUGAACAGAGCCAAGAAGAAAUGAUCAAGAUGAUACGACUCGUAUGUGAACUGCUUGGUAUUACCUACUACCAAAAUUCGAGUCACCAACUUGUAUGUCUACUUACUUUACGAAAUUUCAAAAAACCAACACAAUAUGCCACUACGUCAAAUGGCUCAUCACUAUUUCGAUCCAAACUAUUCAGCUCAAACGAUAAACUGUCCGAGAUGCAUCGACAACAUCAAAAGGCAACAACUUCAUCCUUUGCAAGCGUUAAUUCUGCUAAUCCAAGCUCAAUUCAGCACAUUCAUCCGGGAUGGUGGACAAGACAAGUACAGCGACUUUCAUCUAAUCACUCUUUACUUACCUCUUCUUCAGCAGCUGUUGGCAUGAUGCUCAAUAAGAAGAGGAGUAGUCAUGACCUACUUUCGAUGGGAAGAAUGACACAGGAACAGCAGAUGAAACUACAGCCUUCAAAUAGUGAAGAAGAUAAUAAUGAUGGAUAUGUUAUAUUGACAAUAGAUGCACUAUCAGUUAAUCAUCAAAGUCAUGAUGAAGGACAGAUUGUCGCCGUCAGAUACUCAAAAGUGAAAGGAUCAACCAAAGUAUUUAAGCUAGCCAAAGGUUGGAUUCAAAUGAUAUUAAAGUCUCCAUCGACAGACAUAAGAUCCGUAACAGCCAAAAGCAGCUAUGACUGUGUAAGUCAGCAUGCACAAUAUACCACUGCUACUAGCACCACCACCACAUCCAUUCACUAAAUAUUGUACAUCAUAUUACUUAAUUGUCAUCACAUUUUAUAUCUCUUAUUUGUAUAUGUCGCAUAUGUGUAUGUAUUACUAGUAAAUAAACAACAACCUGUAUUUCUUACAAAUGAAGGGGGGAUUAUUUAAACAAUAUUCAUAAAUGUUGAUGAGCAAGUUUUUGUGUGUGUGUUUUUCUUGUUUUUAUUGUUUCUUUGUACUUGCUCUUUAAAUUAUUGGUAUAAAUAGCUGGUUUCUACAUAGAAAGAGGAUGAUGAUAUAAUGAGCGGUAUAUGAGAUGUGUAAUAAGGAUUCAUAAUAGGUAAAAGAAUGUGUAUUUUUCAUAUAAACUCUAUGAAUGAAAGUGACCUUGUUCGACUAGAGCUUGUAUAAAUGAUUCAAUAAAAGGUAUAUAGUUGUGUCUCUUUCGGAUAUAGUUCUUUUGGUAUAUUUCAUCUUUUUCGUCCUCCAAG
Molecule: messenger RNA, 2895 nt
Organism: Rhizopus microsporus ATCC 52813
Lineage: Eukaryota; Fungi; Mucoromycota; Mucoromycetes; Mucorales; Rhizopodaceae
Product: kinase-like protein
Exons: 5
Coding region: 65-2440 (791 amino acids)
Biological process (GO): intracellular signal transduction; protein phosphorylation
Cellular component (GO): cytoplasm
Molecular function (GO): protein serine/threonine kinase activity; ATP binding
Source: RefSeq, a predicted model, not a curated record